Lasiosphaeria miniovina is the source of this 1104-nucleotide messenger RNA. RefSeq lists its product as uncharacterized. The record is from RefSeq and is a predicted model, not a curated record. Lineage: Eukaryota; Fungi; Ascomycota; Sordariomycetes; Sordariales; Lasiosphaeriaceae. The transcript has a single exon. The coding region runs from base 1 to 1104 and encodes 367 amino acids.
AUGGCCCCCUUAAGCGGCAACGUGAUACAUUUCAAGGAAGCGUCGAGCCUUGUCUACGGACCUCUAGAUCAUCUGUCGGAAGAGGCUGCCGCCGCCUGGACACCGCCAGACAAUCCUGGGGCGGGCGGUCAUCGCGGCCGAUAUCUGUGGACAGAUGCCUUUGGCCUUAUUAACUUCAUUACCCUGUCCAAGGAGACGGCGUCGCCCGUCUAUCUAACCUUGGCCAAACGGCUCGCGGUCACAGUUCAUGAUGUGCUUGGGAGGACGCGAGAUGGUACUGCCCGACUGCCGCGGGCCACUGAUGCGGAACCUCUCAAGGGCGGGCUCCGCAUUGGCAAGGUCGAGGCUCAUGGAAGCGACGGUGAUGGCCAAUAUCACCACUACCUUACGUUGUGGAUGUUUGCCUUGAACCGUCUAGCCUUGUCAUCUGGCGACAAGAAAUACAACCAGCUUGCUGUCCAGCUGGCCAAGGCUGUCCAUCCCCAUUUUGUCCUGCGUAAGGGAGCAGGCGGCCUUCGCAUGGUCUGGAAGGUAUCAACCGAUAUGGAAAAUGUCCUUGUGCCAUCUGAGGGCCAUCUCGAUGCGGCCACGGGCUUUGUAGUCUACCGGCUACUUCAGCGCACUGCAGAGCACCUCCACGGGCCCCCGGGUGUCCUCAACAAUGAGAUUGCCGACUACCGCCAGCUCAUAAGCCACGAGGUCAAGAUGCGGACCAGCAGCGACCCGCUCGACCUGGGAAUGGGGCUCUGGAUGUGCCAUUUCUUUCGGGACGAGGACUGGGCGAGUGUGCUGGGCAGUCAGAGCCUCGAGGUGGCACGUAUCAUUCUUGACGAGAAACACGGGCUGAUGGCAAGGGAUCCGGCUCGCCGGCUGGCCUUUCGAGAGUUUGGGGCUUGCUUGGGUCUCGAAUGCUUUGGGAUCGACGACGAGUUGACAGCGCGCGUAGCCGCUGUUAUAGACUUCUGGCAGAAAUACCUCUAUGGUUCGGCUGAGGAAGAUCUUCGUCCUAUCUCGCUCGUCAUGUAUGCCUCGGCACUAAUACCGGGAGGUCAGUAUGCCAGAGCCAUGAUCGUUCUGAAACCCAUAAGAGAACUGGUUUGCUAA